This is a messenger RNA of Amaranthus tricolor (Joseph's coat), 2428 nucleotides long. Its product is annotated as heat stress transcription factor A-4c-like. The record is from RefSeq and is a predicted model, not a curated record. Gene Ontology annotation, cellular component: nucleus. The transcript has 3 exons. Bases 813 to 2045 code for a protein of 410 amino acids. Lineage: Eukaryota; Viridiplantae; Streptophyta; Magnoliopsida; Caryophyllales; Amaranthaceae. Gene Ontology annotation, molecular function: DNA-binding transcription factor activity; RNA polymerase II cis-regulatory region sequence-specific DNA binding. Gene Ontology annotation, biological process: regulation of transcription by RNA polymerase II.
CAAGUAUCCAACCAUAUAGUGUGGAUGGGAAGACAGUCAACGCAUAUUAUUUUCAUCUUAAUAAUAACAACAGAUUAUUUAUUGAUCAAAAUCAGAUCAAAUAAUAAUCUGAUUGCAUUUUUAUACUUCUCACCUUCUCUCAAAUCCCCCUUUUUCUUUGGGUAGACGAUUCCUUUUAUCAACCCUUUGUAUUAUAAAACUCUAGAAGAGUCCAUCACCUCUUCUUGAUUUGAUUUAAUAAUCUCGGGUUUUUGGAUUCAAAUUCUUGAUCUGCUCAGAAAUCACCUGGGUGGAGCUCUGAUUUUUUUUGUUUUUGUGAUUUUUCUUUGAAGCAAAACGUCGAACACCUAAUCGUUUGCAGGAAGUGGAUUCUAUGUGGUGAACAGAGAGAUAAUUGAUUUGGUGUGAUUUAAUUUAGUAUUCAAUCACAAAUUAUUCAUAGUAAAGUUGAAAGUUGAAGCUUCUUUCGGCUUGGAAUAUUGCGAAAGAACUUGUUCUAAUUCGAUUUCCUGUAAUUGGGUAUAUUUUGAUUGUUAAGUUGAAACUAUGGUUGCCCACCUAAACUCUUGAACAUCCACUUGAUACUUUCAUUUUUAGAGCAGAUUUUGGAUACUGGGUAUUUGAAAUUUGCAACUUUUAGGGGGUAAGAAACCUUGUUGAAUUUUUUGAAGGGGAUUAGUGUGAAUGAGCUUGAUGAGAUUUUCAAUGAUUUUGGUCAAUUUAGGUUAUUGUGGAUGAAUUUUGGUUUCGUAUGAUCAACGUUUAAUUGGUUAUUUUAGGCAUUUGGAAAGCUUUGAUCAUUGUUUGAUUCUAUGAUGGAUGAAAUUCAAGGUGGCUCAAAUGCUUUGCCUCCAUUUCUUGCAAAGACCUAUGAAAUGGUAGAUGAUCCCACUACUAACUCCAUUGUUUCUUGGAGUUCAAAUAGUAAGAGUUUUAUAGUGUGGAAUCCCCCUGACUUUUCAAGGGAUUUGUUGCCGAGAUUCUUCAAACACAACAAUUUCUCAAGCUUUGUUAGACAGUUAAAUACUUAUGGUUUCAAGAAAGUGGAUCCUGAACAAUGGGAGUUUGCCAAUGAUGAUUUUAUAAAAGGGAAACCACACCUUCUGAAAAACAUACACAGACGAAAACCAGUUCAUAGUCACUCCUUGAAUACUCUUCAUGGGCAGGUGAAUUCUACUCCUUUGAUUGAUUCUGAAAGGCAGAAAUAUAAAGAUGAUAUUGAGCAUCUAACACAUGAAAGAGAUAUUCUUCUCAUUGAGUUUCGAAAGCAAAGGCAGGACGAGCAGGGACUUGAGUCCCAUGCUCAGCGUUUGAGGGAUCGAUUGCAACGUAUGGAACGGAGGCAAUAUAGCUUUGCUUCGUUCUUUGCUCGGGCAUUACAGAAACCCGAGCUUGCUUUGAUCCCUCAAUUAGAAAACAAUGAUAGAAAAAGAAGGGUUUCUUCUAGGCCUGAAUUGUUUCAUGAUGAGACAAGCAAUGAGGAUAGUAGCAUGUGUACUAUUAGAACAACAAGAAGGGGUAGUCCUGAUGUUGGUUUCGUUUUAGACAUUGAUUAUGAGCUCUUAGAAAUGAUGGAAUCAUCUUUACAUUUUUGGGAAAAAGUGGUUGAGGAUCUUGAAAGCCUAAGUGUGCAGAGAAAUUCAUCUUUUGAGUUUGCUGAAUCCACUACUUGUGUACAAAGCCCUGCAAUAUCUUAUACACAGAUCAAUGCUGAUGAUCCAUCGAAGUCAUCGAGGAUUGAUAUGAAUUCCGAACCUCCUGCCACAGCUUCUGUAGUUGUUCCGGCCCCUAUUCCUCCAGAGGAGAAAGAAUCCGGAACAGCUAAAGCUGUGGCACAGGGAGCAAAUGAUGUAUUCUGGGAACAAUUUUUGACUGAAAAUCCUGGUUCAUCUGAAGUACAGGAAGUUCAGUCAGAAAGGAAAGAUACUGGAAUUAGAGAGAAAGACAGUAGACUGAUAGAUCAUGGGAGAUAUUGGUUAGGUUUCAAAACUUCAAAUAACAUUUCAGAACACAUUGGGCAGCUUACUCCAGCAGGCAGCAACUAAUAUUAUCAGAACAUUUUUGAUGUUGAUGCUUUAGAGUUGGGUGUAAAUAUAGGUAUGAUUGGUUCUCUUAUGUAUUAAUAGAAGUUAAUGUGUUUUUGCAAAACUAUAAUUUCUGAUGUCUAUGCACUUCGCUAACACCUUGUUGAGAUCUUGGCUUCUUCGGCGUAAGUUUCUUUUGAAUGAGUGUAUGGCAUUGUUAUUUGUAGUUCCAUUAACCGUUCGGUUUAAUAGAUCAUCACUUGUUACAUGUUAGCAUGCUGUUUUUGGGAAGUAAAAUGUGUUUAGACGGUCUCUUUGGUUACUGUUUUAUUCAUUGUAGAAUCGUAUUGGUGUUACUCUACAUUCUGUGAUGCACAAUCGUUCAAUUCAACGUUAUGUUCAUA